Ricinus communis (castor bean) is the source of this 2220-nucleotide messenger RNA. Its product is annotated as type I inositol polyphosphate 5-phosphatase 5. The record is from RefSeq and is a predicted model, not a curated record. The coding region runs from base 414 to 2096 and encodes 560 amino acids. Gene Ontology annotation, biological process: phosphatidylinositol dephosphorylation. Gene Ontology annotation, molecular function: inositol-polyphosphate 5-phosphatase activity; phosphatidylinositol-4,5-bisphosphate 5-phosphatase activity; phosphatidylinositol-3,4,5-trisphosphate 5-phosphatase activity. Lineage: Eukaryota; Viridiplantae; Streptophyta; Magnoliopsida; Malpighiales; Euphorbiaceae. The transcript is spliced from 10 exons.
UAUCAUUAUUUUUACUUUCAGAAGUAUUGGUAAUAAAAUAAAUAAUUUUUUAUAAAAUAUAUAUAAAUAAUUCAAGCUAAAAUAAAAAUAAAAAUUCAAAAAAAAAAAGAAAAGAAAAGAAAAGAAGUAGAGAUAUGUUAUUGUGAAGUAGGUAGGAUAGGAUAAUUUAACGGUCCCUCUAUUUACCUUCCCAAGUUCCCCGAAACCAAUGGCGCCAAAACCUCAGCAUAUGUAACAGAACACAAAAAGAUGUCAAUAUCAUUUUUAUUAACCCAAAAGGAAAAAAGGAAUUAUUUCAAAAAUAAUACAAAAUUCAUGCAUAAUGCAAAUCCAGAACUUUUUUUCUCUUACAAAAUUAAAUCGACAAUUCAGAUCAUACAUUCCCUUUGCUAAUUUUCACAACAUAGAGAGAAAUGAUCACCACCAAUAUAGAAACAACCAAAGCUGAUAGCCCUACAAAUACUACUCCUGAAAAUUCUGUCAAAGGUGAGAAGAAAAAGAAGUCUAUCAUUCCAAAGAUUUUCAGUUCCAAGCGAAAUUGGAAAGGUGGAUCCAGCUAUGACUUGUUAGUAUCAGAUGGCGAUGAUGAUCUUUUUGAUUUUGAUAAAAAGAUAUCAGCAAGGAAACAAGCAUUCAUAGACUCAUCUCCUACAUUGAGAAAAAGUUUCUCAGAAAGAAAGACUAGUCCUGCAAUUGAAGGCCUGAACCUAUGUAACUUUGAGCAGUCUAUGGCACCAGAAACAGAAAUCAAAGAAUUUAGGAUUUUCGUAGGAACAUGGAAUGUGGGAGGAAGGGCACCCAACUCUGGCCUGAACCUGGAAGAUUUCUUGCAAGUGGAAGGCUGUGCAGAUAUUUAUGUUUGUGGGUUUCAGGAAAUUGUUCCACUCAGUGCUGGAAAUGUACUAGUGAGUGAAGACAAUGAACCUGCUGCAAAAUGGCUAGCUCUGAUAAACCAUGCACUUAACAAGCCGCGGCCCGACCUUGAUUCAACACCCAUUUCAAGAUUCCUUAUAGCCAACAAUGUCAAAGAUUCAAAGCCGCAUAACUUCUUUAAUAAAACUUCUCUCAAAGUCCUUAGCAAAAGUUUGAGGGUAGACAGUAGUCUUAUCAAAGUCUGCAAUUGUCCUGUGGAAUCCCCAUCCCGUGAAAGACACAGACUAAGAAAGCUUAAUCACUCCAUGAAAAGAUUAGACCCUGGAGUUCCUCGUCAUCAGGAUAACUUCCCUAAUGGCUAUCCAUAUACAGCUGAUAUGCCUACCUUGCCUUGCGCACCCGCACAGAUGUCUUACAGCCUAAUAACAAGCAAGCAAAUGGUCGGCAUUUUCGUCUCGGUUUGGGCUAGAAAAGAGUUGGUGCCUCACAUUGGCCAUCUCAGAGUCUCUUCUGUAGGAAGAGGAAUAAUGGGUUGCCUUGGCAACAAGGGAUGUAUAUCAGUAAGCAUAACAUUACACAGAACGAGCCUCUGCUUUGUGUGCUGUCACUUGGCUUCUGGGGAAAAGGAAGGAGAUGAGCUAAGGAGAAACGCUGAUGUAGCUGAGAUCAUAAGAAGCACACUGUUCCCCAAGAUUUGCAAGAAUUCAAAUCCUCGAGGCCCAGAAAGAAUAAUUGAUCAUGACCGGAUAAUUUGUCUUGGAGAUCUUAAUUAUCGAGUAGCUUUGAGCUAUGAGGAAGCAAGAAUUCUGUUGGAGGGUAACGACUGGGACGCAUUACUAGAGAAAGAUCAGUUGAAUAUGGAGAGAGAAGCAGGGAGAGUAUUUAAUGGAUUUUCUGAAGGAAGGAUCUUAUUUGCUCCCACUUAUAAGUAUUCACAUAAUUCGGACUCUUAUGCUGGAGAAACUGUAAAAUCCAGGAAGAAACGAAGAACCCCAGCAUGGUGUGACAGGAUAUUAUGGCGCGGAAGAGGCAUCGAGCAGUUAUCAUAUAUUCGAGGAGAAUCAAGAUUCUCUGAUCACAGACCGGUUUGUGCUGUCUUUGCAGUGGAGGUGGAAGCAAGGAAUAGAAGCAACGGCAGGUUCAGAAAGGGUUACUCAUGUGCAGCUCAAAGAAUGGAAUACGAAGAUUGCAUACCUCAAAGACAUAGCUUUUAUGGGCUCUAAUGAAAUCGUGAAAGUAGUCAUAUGUCCUUAGUUUUUUCCCUUUUCUAUUUUGUUUUAUUUUAUUUUAUCUUAUUUUUCUGAGGAAGGAAGUUACCUCCUGUCCUAUUUCCUUUUACCCCUGAAA